AUGGGUGAUGGUUAUCGCUAUCUGGGACCUCUAUCCUCAAAUGAAUUUUCAUCUUUAUUCUUUGAUGACGAAUCAAUGUUUUUUCCAGCAAGUUCGAGCCUCUACAAAAAUAAAAUCGCCAACGAAUCGAACUCUUGUGAUACCAAGAUCAACACUACCAUUGCUAAAGAAAUCAUCAAGAUCAGAGCUGAAAUUAAUAAUGAUCUUACUGCAAAAAUAAAUUCCCGUGAUGCUAAUUAUGCAAUGGAAGCACAGAAUAUCAUUACCAUGAUUAAUGAUGCGUAUGAGAAAUAUAACGAAGUCAAACAGGUUCUAGAAACCUACCAUAAUAAUUUUAAUCAAAUUGUUAACGAAUUCGAAAUAAUCAGAAGAACUAUUACAACACUCCAAGACGAAAUCAAUCAACGAUACCUUAUCCAAAGCAUGAACAGAAGAGGGUCUGAUCAACAAAGUGAGGCAUCAGCAUCAAUACGAUCAUCAAAUUCUACAGGAUCUGAUCGAAUUCAAUAUUCAAAUAUUAGCUCAACCAUCUGGACCCACUUUAAAGAAGUAUUUGAUCAAGAAAGGAAUGCAAGAAAUCUUACCUUUGAUGAAAUGUGUAACAGGAUAGAGAUAUGCAUCCAAGACCUUGGUGGUAAAAUUAAAACAGCAACAAUUAAAAAUUUUUAUAAUAAUAGCACUAGUUGUAAAAGUUCUACACUUAAUGAUAUAGGUAGAUGGUUAGAUAGCAUGGAGUAG
Dentiscutata heterogama is the source of this 738-nucleotide messenger RNA. The record is from the annotation of a GenBank genome assembly. NCBI's taxonomy places the organism in Eukaryota, Fungi, Glomeromycota, Glomeromycetes, Diversisporales, Gigasporaceae.